Calypte anna (Anna's hummingbird) is the source of this 6735-nucleotide messenger RNA. Its product is annotated as zinc finger protein 462. Gene Ontology annotation, biological process: regulation of gene expression. Bases 88 to 6735 code for a protein of 2215 amino acids. NCBI's taxonomy places the organism in Eukaryota, Metazoa, Chordata, Aves, Apodiformes, Trochilidae. Gene Ontology annotation, cellular component: nucleus. The record is from RefSeq and is a predicted model, not a curated record. The transcript is spliced from 9 exons.
CUUCACUUCAUUUGAAACUCCUCUACUCCACAUGAGCAGCGCAAGGGGGAAUAUGAAUUUUCUAAUGCAAAAGAUCAUUUUUGAACUAUGGAGGUGUUGCAGUGUGAUGGCUGUGAUUUCCAAGCUCAAUCCUAUGAAGACCUAAAAGCUCACAUUCAAGAUGUUCAUACUGCUUUUCUGCAACCAGCAGAUGUAUCUGAGGAAAACCCUAGUCAGCCAAGGUCUGCCUCCAUGACUGCUAACAACCAGAUUGAGACUGAAUUUUCUUCUGUAAAAGAUGAAUUUACAAUUGCAGAUGAAAUAGCAGGGCAAAAUACAACAACUCAGAUGGAGACUGGAAGUUAUUACAGCCAGAGGCAAAGUUUUUAUGGUCAACAUACAGCUCCAAAUACUAAACCAAUCAAUAAGUUUUUCCAGUGCAAAUUCUGUGUCCGUUACUUCCGAUCUAAAAACCUCCUCACAGAGCACACUCACAAGGUUCAUGGAGCACAAGUUGGGGGGAUCUCAGUGGGGUCACACACUGCUGGAUCCUUAAAUUACAACAUCAUGAUGCAUGAGGGGUUUGGCAAAGUUUUCUCUUGCCAGUUCUGCACCUACAAAUCUCCAAGGCGUGCAAGGAUUAUUAAGCACCAGAAAAUGUAUCACAAAAAUAAUCUGAAGGAGAGUUUAUCUCCUAUGGCUACCUCUGAAUUGACAUCUGCCUCUGCGCCAGUGCAGGAACCCUGCACGGAAUUGCCUGCAGAUGUGGUAGAACGAAGCAUUUUGGAGUCCAUGCUCAAGCCUCUAACAAAGUCCAGAGGCAACUUUUGCUGUGAAUGGUGCAGUUACCAGACACCUCGAAGGGAGCGCUGGUGUGACCAUAUGAUGAAGAGGCACCGCAGCAUGGUUAAAAUACUGUCAAGUUUGAGCCAGGAACAAGAUGGAACCUGUAUACCUGAUGUUCAGAGUAAGAGUGCCCAGAAUGCCUCCCCAAACUCUAAUUGUGUCUUAUUUAAUAUGACAGGACAUGAUAUGUUGAAUGCUGAUGUCUCAGACUUCAGCUCUGUGGGCCAUUCCAACUCUUCUAUGUCCUCCAAGUUUUCUCCUGUGUCUUAUCCUCAAAUGAAGUCCAAAUUACCUCACAACUCAGGCAUAGUUAGUUCGUCUGACAGAUCCCACUAUAGAGUUGCUGACUUGGAAACAAACAGUAUGCUAAAUGACUCCAUCUCAGAUGAAGGGCUAAAUGAAUUGGACAGUGAGAAUGGCUUGAACUCUGUGGAUCACCAGACUUCGGAAAUAUUUGCAGAGCUGAUGGGUUCUGAUGGUAACAAGCUGUUGGAAACGAAAGGGAUUCCCUUUAAAAGAUACAUGAACAGGUUCCAAUGUCCUUUCUGCCCUUUCCUCACAAUGCACCGCCGAAGCAUUUCCCGCCACAUUGAGAAUAUCCACCUAUCUGGGAAGACAGCUGUGUACAAAUGCAAUGAAUGCCCUUUUACCUAUAAGAGUUUGUUAAAGCUUGGAGCUCAUAGGCAAUGUCAUACAGGUACAACAUCAGACUGUGACACUGUGAAUUCUCAGAGUGAAAACAUUUUCUCCUCUUUUAAUGACAACACAGUUUCUCAUGAAAGUGGAAAUAUAAACGGAAGGAAGUCAUCUGGAAUGACAGAAACUGUGAAACAGCAACAGCAGCAGUUGUGUCAACCCCAUCCACAGCAUCCUUAUAAGUGCACAAUGUGUAACUAUUCUACCACUACUUUGAAAGGCCUCAGAGUUCAUCAGCAGCACAAGCACUCAUUUUGUGACAACAUACCAAAAUAUGAUGGACUGCCAUCCAACACGUCACAAGAGAGCGAGGCAGAUGCUCUCACCUCUAUAAGAACAGUGAAGAAAAGCCAGACCUCAAUUCUUGGUCUCUUGUCUAAAAAUAACUUUGUUGCUAAGGUUGCUCAGGUGUCAAAUGACUGCCCUUUGGAUCUCUCACCAGUGAAGAAAAGAGCUAGAAUUGAUGAAAUAGCAAGCAACCUGCAGAGCAAAAUAAACCAAAACAAACAACAAGAAGGUGUUGUGAUUAAUGCAGAGGAUGAAGAAGAAGACAAUGAGGUGGAGAUAGAAGUGGAGUUAGACAAAGAACAAACAGAACCAAUGGUAGAAGUUUCUAGUUCUUAUGCACCCCAGCAAACGUGGGGGAGAGAGACUAAUGAUUCCCAGGAUGCAAACUUCAGAAACAUUCACCAUUAUUGUAAUUCCACCAAUGAAGCAGAGAUUGAGCUUACUUUAUCUGAAGAUGAGGAAGAUUAUUUUUCUUCCAUUAACAUGAAAGACCAACAGAGCCCUAAUGCCUCUGUUGUGGGAACCCAUCCAAAUAUGUAUGGCCCUGAUCAGAACAAUGAAAGUGUGGUGAUUAAUGACUCUGGCAGGCUUUACUUUUGUAAACACUGUGAUUUUAACAACAAAUCUGCCAGGAGUGUUAGCACCCACUACCAACGGAUGCACCCCUACAUAAAAUUCAGCUUUAGGUAUAUUUUGGAUCCAAAUGAUCACAGUGCUGUAUACAGAUGCCUUGAGUGUUAUAUUGACUAUAAGAACUUUGAAGACCUGCAGCAACACUAUGGAGAGCAUCACCCUGAAGCUAUGAAUGCAUUGAACUUUGAUCAGUCUGAUCUGAUCUACCGGUGUCGCUUCUGUUCUUACACUAGCCCAAAUGUUAGAAGCCUGAUGCCACAUUACCAAAGAAUGCAUCCAACAGUGAAAAUUAACAAUGCAAUGAUAUUUUCAAGCUAUGUUGUUGAGCAGCAAGAGGGGCUAAACACAGAGUCUCAGACACUGAGAGAGAUCUUGAAUUCUGCUCCAAAAACUAUGGCAGCCUCCACCCCCACGGUUCAUGGGACUAGUGUGCCAGCAAGUUUUAACAAAAGUGCCACAAAGAGUUUUAGUCCUGAAUGUGAAAAUCAGAAGGCAACUUUGAUCAGUUCUGUGGUUGUUUAUGACUGUGAUGUGUGCUCAUUUGCAAGCCCUAAUGUGCAUUCAGUUCUGGCGCAUUACCAGAAAAAACACCCAGAAGAAAAAGCAUCAUAUUUCAGAAUUCAGAAGACCAUGCAUAUAGCUUCUGUUGACAGGGUCUCUGCCCUGACUCACAUGUCUUUGGAUAUGGGGGCAUCUGUCUCAAAACUGUCAAACUUGGCUUCUCAACCUCCACCUCCCUCACCACUGCCCCCAGACCUUGCUCCUGAACUCUACUAUUGCAAACACUGUUCAUACAGCAACCGUUCAGUUGUAGGAGUGCUUGUCCACUAUCAGAAAAGGCAUCCAGAAAUAAAGGUCACUGCCAAGUACAUCAGGCAGGCACACCCUACAGAAGCAAUGAUUAAGGCUGGUGCACUGCCAACUAGGAUUCAGAAACUGCCAGUGUCAGUGCAGCAGUUGAGCCAGGACAGUUCCAGGAGCUCUGUGAAUCCCCUUGAGAAUGAAAUGUUCUUCUGCCAGCACUGCGAUUAUGGAAACCGGACAGUGAAAGGUGUGCUCAUCCAUUAUCAAAAGAAACAUCGUGAUUUCAAAGCCAACGCAGAUGUGAUUAGGCAGCAUACAGCCACCAUUAGAAGCCUAUGUGAUCAUCACCAAAAGAAAUUAACCAGCAGCAUUCCUGCUCACACCUCCAGCACUGAACAGGACAAGACAAAGCUGAGAGCCCUCAAAUGCAGACAGUGUAGCUAUACAUCACCUUACUUCUAUGCAUUGAGGAAGCAUAUUAAGAAAGAUCAUCCAAAUCUGAAGGCCACAGUCACGUCCAUUAUGAGAUGGGCAUUUUUGGAUGGCUUGAUAGAAGCUGGUUAUCACUGUGAAUGGUGCAUUUAUUCACAUACAGAACCAAAUGGUUUGCUUGUGCAUUACCAAAGGAGACAUCCUGAACAUUAUGUUGACUAUACAUAUAUGGCAACUAAACUGUGGGUAGGUUCAGAUCCUUCCCCUCCUACCCUAGUGAUGCCAACAGAGGCAAAGACCUAUAAAUGCAGAGACUGCAUUUUUGAAGCAUUUUCCAUUUGGGAUAUUACUAAUCACUACCAGGCUUUUCACCCUUGGGCUAUGAAUGGGGAUGAAUCUGUAUUUUUAGAUAUCAUUAAGAAUAAAGAUGCUGCUGAGAAAAUCAGCACACAGCUUGAUGAACUUAGGGCCAGGAUUAAUUCUGAAAACCAGGUAACAUCACAAAUGGACCAGGAUGUGGAGGAUCAUAGCCUUUCCCAGGAAAAAAUUAUUCAGCUGACUUCUGCAAACCCUGCCAUCUCCUCCACUCCAUAUCAGUGUACAGUUUGCCAGUCUGAGUACAAUAACUUGCAUGGCCUCCUGACACAUUAUGGCAAAAAACAUCCUGGCAUGAAAGUGAAAGCUUCUGACUUUGCACAGGACAUAAACAUUAACACAGGGGUUGUGUACAAGUGCAGACAUUGCCCAUACAUUAACACACGCAUUCAUGGUGUCCUCACACAUUAUCAGAAACGGCAUCCAUCAGUGAAGGUUACUGCUGAAGACUUUGUUCAUGAUGUGGAACAGUCGAAUGACAAAACCCAGAAUAACAUAGAAGAGACCAGUAGGAUUUUUAAGCAAGGCUAUGGUGCAUACCAGUGCAAAAUAUGUCCUUAUACCCAUGGCACACUGGAAAAGCUCAAAAUUCACUAUGAUAAAUUCCAUAAUCAACCUGAAUUUGAUGUUUUUGCUCAGUCAUCACCAAAGGUGUCUGCCUCAAUGGAGCCAGACGUGGUAACUGAAAUCAAGGUCUCCACAGAAACUGCUGCUGAUGGUGUUGGAGAAGCCUCUAUUUCAACACCUCAUUUCUCCAGUUCUCAAUUAGUGUCUCGUACAGUGUUCCGGUGCCAGCUCUGCAAAUACUUCUGUUCUACCCGUAAGGGGAUAGCCAGGCACUACCGCAUCAAACAUAACAACAUUCGGGCACAACCAGAAGGCAAGAACAACCUCUUCAAAUGUGCUUUGUGUUCCUACACCAACCCUAUCCGCAAAGGGCUUGCAGCACACUACCAGAAAAGGCAUGACAUCGAUGCUUACUACACUCAUUGUUUAGCAGCCUCCAGGACAGUAAGAGACAAACCCAAUAAAGUGAUCAUUCCAUCUCCCCCCAAAGACAACACUCCUCAGUUAAGUGAGGAGUUGAAGAGGGCUGUGGAAAAGAAGAAAUGCUCACUUUGUUCCUUUCAGUCUUUUAGCAAAAAAGGUAUUGUUUCCCACUACAUAAAGUGUCACCCUGGUGUUUUCCCUAAGCAGCAGCAUGUGAGCAAGCUGGGGGAUUACUUCACUGCCAUGUAUGCUGAUGAACUUGAAAAGUCAACUCCAGAUAAGGAAAGGAAUGACUUUGAAAAGCCUGAGGUGGAGGGUGAGGCUCAGGAAAUAGAGUGGCUUUCCUUCAGAUGCAUAAAAUGUUUCAAACUAUCCUUCAGCACAGCAGAGCUUCUGUGCAAGCAUUACACUAACCACCACAGCAAGGAUUUGAAGAGAGACUUUACCAUACUGGAAAGUGGCACCUGCUCUCAUAACGCUGUCUACCAGUGCAAGCACUGUGAUACUAAAUUGCAUAGCAUGGCAGAGCUGACCUCACACUUGAAUAGGCACACUGAGGAAUUCCAGAAGCGUGCCAAACAUCAGGAGAGGAGGGAACAGAUUUUGAGCAAGCAGAAAUAUGCAGAUGGUGCUUUUACAGAUUUCAAACAAGAGAGGGCUUUUGGACACUUGGAAGAUGCUUCAAAACUUAAGGAGAGGAAAGUAGUUGGCUACAAAUGUAAAUUUUGUGUGGAAGUUCAUCCAACGCUCCGAGCCAUCUGUAAUCAUCUCCGUAAGCAUGUCCAGUAUCGGAAUGUUUCUUCUGUGUCAACUACAGUAAAGCAGGAAGUUGAAGAUUCUUCAAGCGCAACUUUGGAGGGUUUUGAGGGAGACAAAGACCCUGGCGCUGUGGAAUUUACAGAAGCUGAAUCUGGAGCGUAUCUGGAAGAUGAAACCAGGCCUGGGGGAUACCACUGCAGCCAGUGUGACCGGAUUUUGAUGUCUAUGCAGGGUCUGCGAUCUCAUGAGAGGGGUCACUUGUCUCUGGCCAUGUUUACCCGGGAAGACAAGUACAACUGCCAGUACUGUCCCUUUGUCUCCGCUUUCAGGCACAAUCUGGAUCGUCAUAUGCAGACUCAUCAUGGACACCAUAAGCCAUUCUGUUGCAAGCUCUGUUCAUUCAAGUCCUCUUACAAUAGCCGCUUGAAAACCCAUAUACUCAAAGCUCAUGCUGUUCUGUUUGCUUUCCCUCUCUGGGUCACGUUCUCCCUGUACCUCAUGUGUGGCUGUGUCCACAUCCGUCUUAUGCUGAGGACUACAGAGCUGGACGUAGUAUUCCAGGUGGGGUCUCACGAGAGCAGAAUAGAGGGGCAGAACCCCCUGCUUCGACCUGCUGUCUAUGCUUCUAUUGAUGCAGGGACACCACUCAUUGCUGAUCUCCAUACGGACAUUGAGCUGUUGACCACUACCUUCUGGAUGCGACCAUCCAGCCAAUUCCUUAGCCACCAAGCAGUCUACCCAUCAAAUCCAUAUCUCUACAAUUUAGAGAGAAGGAUGUUUCUUCACAAGAGCGACUCCGACGUGGUCGGCUAUUUGGCUCUCCACAAGAGUGACUCCAACGUGGUCGGCUAUUUGGCUCUCUGCAAGAGCGACUCCAGCGUGGAUUUGACUCUCCCUGAGAGCGGUGGCUGGAGGAAAGGCCGGUGGCACUAA